Trichobilharzia szidati is the source of this 4654-nucleotide messenger RNA. NCBI's taxonomy places the organism in Eukaryota, Metazoa, Platyhelminthes, Trematoda, Strigeidida, Schistosomatidae. The record is from the annotation of a GenBank genome assembly.
AUGGAUGAUUUUGUAAAAGAAAGCCUACUGAAAUGGAUUACACGGAUAAUCAAAACAGAUGUUACAGACACUGACCUGAGAGAUGGAACAGUAUUCACCCAAUUAAUAGACCUGUCACGGUAUGUACCCAAAGUGACUGAUUUAGGGUGUGUUAAAGACCAGAUUACUUCCUUUCUAGAUGGCACUUUCCAUUCUAACGUGUCAGAUUUAUUUGACAUUGAUGGAGUGUUAUCUGGCGCAUCUGCUGAUCUGGAGGUGUAUGGUGUAUGCUUGACAGUUUUAUUAGGAUGUCUUCAAAGUCCCUCUAAACAAUCAUUCAUGGAUGCUGCUUUGGAUUUAACUUUGGAUAUGCAGACCGCUAUAUUUCAUCUGAUUCGAGUGCCUAUGAUCCGUCUAUCCUUCCAUCAUGAAUUCACACGAGAAUUAGUCAUAAACACACUUUUAAAUCCAUUGUCUGGCAUGCAAAAUGAUAGUCAGCUGAUUCACCAACCGGAUAAUGUUUGUCAAACAGAGGAUGAAACGGGAGAACAGCCUCCGACGGCAAUAUCUUCAAGUGAUAUUCCUGAUUGUCAGAAAUCAGUCAAUACUGCCAAUAAGGAUCGUGAUCUCUCAGUGAACGCUUCUGACUUCGAAUUUUUACGUCCCACUUCACCUUCACGAUAUGUUAAUAAACAAACAAAUAAGACGAAAGGUGUUUCAAGUCACCAGAGACCCAGUGAUUUGUCUUUGUGUAGCACCAUUGAUUUGAAUUUAAGUGCUGCAUCAUCUCGCCUGAAUCUAGCCGGCACUCCAGAACGCAAUACAAACCAUGGGCAUCAUGGGAUUCCACAACCAGCUUCACCACUUACAUCUUUGAAAUGUCUUUUGGACUCUCCGUCCUUGACACACAAGACACAGCUACGAGAAUCAGAGCGUGAAAAACGACGUUUGUUAGCAGAACUUGAGAAGGAACGGACUUGCAGAGAUGAAGCUGAAAGUUUAGUUGCUGGACUUCGAAGUCAAGUUGAAAAAGCUACACUUCGAGCAACUGAGUCAGAAUCACGUGCCUUGCGCCUAUCUCGUGAAUUAAAGGCGCUUCAUGAUCAGGGCGAUGAGUUGGCUCAUUGUCGAAAUGAAUUGACACUGAAAGAAAAAGAAAUUGCAAAUUUAAAACAGCGUGUCAAUGGUUUUCAAGACCUUAUGGCACAUUCCCGAAAAUUAGAAUUGGAAAAAAUAGACUUACAGCAAGAAUGUGAAGAUCUUCGUCUAAAGGUAGAUCAACAGUUGUGCCAAAUAAGAGAAUUCAAAGAGCGACGUAUUAAAUGUAGUGAAAUUGAAGAGCUUAAGUCAAAAUUGCGUGAAGUUGAAGCUCAGUUAGCUCAACAAUUACGUGAACGUGAAAUGAUUGAAAAGGAUACAAGACAACAAAAUGAAAUGUUAUCACAACUUAAACUACAGUAUUCAAUGAAAAAACCUCAUCCUUGUGACACGUCAAGUGUUAUCAAUCAGUCUGGUUGUAACAUUGACGAUGUAGAAUAUGAUGUACAAGUACCUGCAACUCCAUUAUUGAAUGGAAAUGGAUUGCAAAAUAAAGAAUCUGUGUUGAAUAAUUCAUGCCAAGACUUGUCGUUCUUUAAACCCGGUGAAAAUUUGGGCAGCGUUUUAGAAGAUGACUUAAAAUCUGCACGUUUAUUCAUAUCGAAAUUACAGCUACAGUUUGAUGAAGAAUUGGGAUCAGCCAAACAAUUAUUGGAAGAGAAAACUAAACGUUUAUGCGAACUUGAACAUAUUAUAAGUACACGGAUGGCAUUAGUCACGAUGGAUGCCGCCACACAAACUGAAGUUUCGCAUGCAUCAACCAAUUCUGAUGAAUUAUUGUCUCCGGAUUUACUGCAAACUUUAACAGUUGAUGCGUGUAGUGCAUCAGCUGCAGAUAGACGAGGUCUUUCAGAUGAGCUGGUUCGCUUGCACGAAGAAAUAGCAGACUCGAAAAGUUAUGCCCGAGAACUUGAACAAGAGUUAGCAGAAGCUAAUGAAGAAUUACGCUGUACUAAAGAUGAAUUAAUUGUACAAACUACUCUGUGUAAUAGAAAUCAACAAAAUUGGAUUAUGUUAGAAAAAGAAUAUCGUGAAUUACAACAUCAAAAUAGAUUAUUACAGAAUAAUUUAUUAUCAGCAGAAGAGAAUCUUUCACGUACAGAAACAACUCCGCAAAGUGUAGACUUUGAAGCAGCUCGUAUGAAUUAUGAAAAAGAAAUUAAUCUAUUAAAUCAACAGUUAGUGGAAGCAACCUUUGAAUGCCGUCGACUAGAAGCAGAACGUGCUCGUGUAGCAGAGCGUAAUUCAGACUUACAACGUGAAUUAGAAACGACCAGAGUUCUAGUGGAUUCAUUAAAACAGAAUUCUGAAAGCAAAUCAAUCGAUUGUCAUUAUAGUCAACCGAGAAGAAGUGCACCAGUAAUUCUACCACCUGAUCACAAUCAUCAUCGUCCAUAUCAUCACCAGUACAAUGGUGUCCUAUCUAAAAAUGCCAGAGUUAAUCAAAGACGCUUAAGUGAUUCCCUUGAAGAUUGGGAGGAUAGUGAUCAUGACGAGGAGUUUUCACAGUCCCAUCAUAUUCGAUCAUCUAUUUAUCCAUAUGAAAUGAAACAACCAAUCAAUCAGCCUGAACAUUAUUCUUGUGCUAUAGUUAAUCAUUCAAGUGAAGCUUAUAAGCCGAGAUCUGCUACUAUUAAUGGGAAUAAAAAUAAUGAAAAUUUAGUUUACUCCAAGCGUAAACGUCAUUCAAAGUUACGCACAGAUUCGAAACAGUUAAGUCGUCUGGCUUCUAGAACACAAGAAUUAGAAGAAUAUGCUAUUCGACUACGUGAACAAUUCGAUCAGCAUCAGUCAUUGACUCAAAUGAAUUCUUUGAUAGGUGUUUAUCCAAAUAUAGCAGAAGCGAAUAACACCACUAAUAUUAAUAAUCACAACAAUAAUGACAGUAAUAAUAAUAACAAUAAUAAGCAUAUGAUGACAGCUCCUUCAAUCACGGGAAAGAAUCAUCAACAUACAAAUGGUUAUACCAAUGAAUAUGUUGAUAAUGGUGAUUGUUAUGCUGUUCACGAACAGGAUACGGAUGCCGAUUCAUCAGCUUAUACAGACUUAAGUCAAGUUUCUCCGGUGUCACAACCAGUUGACUCAGAUCCUAAUCGUCUUAAAGAAUUACAUUUGCGCAAUCGUCUACAACCUUCACAUUUACGAUCAAGUUAUCCAGUUGAAACUCAGGCGAUCGAUUCAACUGAUAUUGUCGGCACCUUAAGUCAAAUAACUACUGAUAACAAUCUGUCGAAUAAAAACAAAAGUCGAAGUCAUAAAGGACAUCAUCACACAAAAGAGUCUUCCGUAUCAAAUAGUGCCAACAGUCAGUCUACUAUGUUGUACAAUACAACAGCAAAUAACAAUACCAGCGUCACUCGACUUGUUCCAUCCGCUUUGUCGAAUGAUCCGAAACACACCUCGCAAAUUAAAUCUAUCCAAGAUAGAAAUAACUUUGAAUCAGAUUCAACUCCUUCACCGUUGGCUGCUGGUUAUCAGCCAUUACCGAAGGAUAUACAAUCUCUGGGUGAAGCGUUAAUUUCAGCAUCUGUAGAUAGUAAAGCUAUGAAUUAUGUGUUAACCACUCAUCCUAAUCUGAUCAAAUCUGUAGUCUCUGAAAAAGAAACUACUCCUUGUAGGUCGUACUCACUGACCACUAACGGCCUUCAGAACGGUGUACAUAGGUUAUCGUCUUCAGAGAGAAAAAUUGAGUAUCGUAACAGUAUUCCUGAAGCUUUUUCAAAUCAUAAUAAAAUACAUAAUCGAUAUGAUGAAACACGCAAUGGAAGAAAUAGUGGCGGUGAAACAUCGUCUGAUAAUGAAAAUGUAAAUCCCCCUCCUCCUCCUCCUACAUCUACUGCUGCCAUGGUCAAUCGUCGACUUGCUCAUUCUGGUUUAUUUGUAAAACCAUUGAAUCCUGUUCAAAAUCAUCGAAGUAAAAGGGUAGACGCAUAUCCUAAUCAACGAAAUGGUGUUUCACCGACCAAUUCUGUGCGUAGUAUAGAUGAUCUUAGUGGUGCAUCAAGUAUACGAAGCAGUAAGAGUUCUAUUGCCUUUGAAAUAAAAAAUGAUCAUAAAUCAACUGUCCGACGUGGACCUGCACGAUUACCUUCACAAAUCAAUGGUAAAUCAGGGAAAUCAAACAAGAUGAACAGUGGUGCUGGUGGUGGUACUGGUGGUGAUCGUGUUAUUCAACGAAUUAAUUGUAAACCUGCAUUUAAUGAAAGUAAACUAGCGACAGCUACUCCAAUUAUUCCACAAAGACAUAUUGCACCUUAGACUUUUUAUCAACUGUGUACUAAUAUAAAUAUGAAUUUUUUUUACAAAUCAAAGAGGUCUGUGCAUCAGUUUAUUAUAUUUCAAUUAUCAAGUGGCAAUACUUGAAAUAUUGAAUGCCAAUUUUUUAAUUCCCUUUUUUUUGUUAUACUUCCAAGACCCCCGUUUUGUCUCUUUUUAAUACUUAUUCAAUAAAUCGGAAUGCUUUGUACAUUCCAGUUCAUUUGAUUCAGGCUAAGAUGAAUCGGGGUUUGGUUUUUCUCUUCUUUUUUUCUAUACCCCCUCUUGUUGUUGCUGUAGUUGUUUCACAUUUGUCUUUUAA